Molecule: messenger RNA, 942 nt
Organism: Suillus paluster
Lineage: Eukaryota; Fungi; Basidiomycota; Agaricomycetes; Boletales; Suillaceae
Exons: 6
Coding region: 1-942 (313 amino acids)
Source: RefSeq, a predicted model, not a curated record
AUGACCACUGAAUUUAAGGAGGCCAAAGUCAUGAACCUCUUUGCUGGAGAUACAUGGGGUCUGUGUACCACAGAGGCAUUUGGAAUGGGAAUGGAUGUACCAGAUGUGACUUUGGUCAUUCAGUGUUCAACCACUGUUGAUAUUCCACACCCAGAAGAAGGUGAUGGUACUCAGGCUACUAGUAGUGGUUCAGUGGAAAACACACCUAUAGUUACUGAUGCACAGUUGAGGGAAUUAAUGAGACCAGCAAGCACAUUAGAGAGGGCGUCAAGGCAGAAGAAAGAGAAAGAAUUAGAUCAAGCAAUGGACUUGCUAAUCAAUGCCAGUUAUUGUGGUGUUGGGUGUCAUUGGAAGGUAUUUAAUAUCCAAUUUGACAAUGAAUCAGCAGAUUUGAGUCACCUUAUAUGCAACGCAUCAGAUGCAGAAGGCUGCUCACAUUGUGCCCCAAUAAUUCCUAAAGAGUUCAAAUUGUGUGAGGCGCUGGAGGAUUGCAGAGACCAGAAGACAGUGGAAAUAUAUGGACGUUCACACCUUAUUGAUCUCGGUCCAACCAUUGUGAUGGGUGACUCGGCCCUUGACUGGAUUGUUGACUGCACCCAUUUUCAGAAGAUUAAGAUCACUGAUGAUCUCCGCAAGGAAACACAUUGGUCUGUCAAUGACAACCUGGCCAGAGAGGUGAUUGCUAUAAUCCACCGCAUCAUUCCAAUUUCGCUCUAUACAACUGCCCCCCUAAAACAAUGCCCUCUACCUACCACUGUCAAUGCACCAAACAGUGGGUUAGAUCAACAUUCAGCUCACAUUGCAUCAAAUGGUCCACCUGCCGGUGUCAAAAAGGUGCAGAAGUGCAGCACUUGUGGCCAGGCUGGUCAUAACAAACAUGGCCACAUCUGUCCAAUGCAUCCAUCAUGGAUACCUUCCGCAGCUGAGAAGGGGAAUGUAUAG